Meriones unguiculatus (Mongolian gerbil) is the source of this 7647-nucleotide messenger RNA. RefSeq names its product microtubule associated serine/threonine kinase like (gene Mastl). Bases 154 to 2739 code for a protein of 861 amino acids. Gene Ontology annotation, molecular function: protein serine/threonine kinase activity; ATP binding. Gene Ontology annotation, biological process: peptidyl-serine phosphorylation; intracellular signal transduction. The transcript is spliced from 12 exons. The record is from RefSeq and is a predicted model, not a curated record. Gene Ontology annotation, cellular component: nucleus. NCBI's taxonomy places the organism in Eukaryota, Metazoa, Chordata, Mammalia, Rodentia, Muridae.
AGCCCCGCGCAGGCCCCGCCCAGGCCCCGCCCCCCGAGGGCCGCCGGGCGGGCGCAGCCGCACCGUGACGUCACGGGAGGCGCCCGGCGUGGGCGGAACCUCCUUUUGAAUCAGGUUGGCGGGAGCUGUGGCUGCUGUGCGCACGGAAGGGCUAUGGAGUCCUCCGCCUCCGGGAGUGAGAAGAAUGAAGGAGGCGCGGCGGCAGACGAGUGCGUGGAAAAGAUCCCGGUACCCAGACCACCCUCCAUUGAGGAGUUCACCAUAGUGAAGCCUAUUAGCCGUGGUGCAUUCGGGAAAGUGUACCUGGGACAGAAAGGCGGCAAGUUGUACGCAGUGAAGGUUGUCAGAAAAGCGGACAUGAUCAAUAAAAACAUGACUCAUCAGGUACAAGCUGAGAGAGAUGCACUGGCACUAAGCAAAAGCCCUUUCGUUGUGCACCUGUAUUACUCACUGCAAUCAGCCAGCAAUGUCUACUUGGUAAUGGAAUAUCUUAUUGGUGGAGAUGUCAAGUCUCUCCUACAUAUAUAUGGUUAUUUUGAUGAAGAGAUGGCUAUAAAAUAUAUUUCUGAAGUAGCACUGGCCUUAGACUACCUGCAUAGACAUGGAGUCAUCCAUAGGGAUUUGAAACCAGACAAUAUGCUUAUUUCCAAUGAGGGUCAUAUUAAGCUGACAGAUUUUGGCCUUUCCAAAAUUACUCUGAAUAGAGACAUCAAUAUGAUGGAUAUUCUCACAACACCGUCAAUGGCUAAACCUAAGCAAGAUUAUUCAAGAACCCCAGGACAAGUCUUAUCUCUCAUCAGUUCUUUGGGAUUUUACACACCAGUUGGAGAAAAAGAUCAUGACUCUACAAACAUGUUUCCGGUCCCUAAGUCUGAAGCACAACUUCCUCGAGGAUUAACCUGCCCUAUGUCCAUAGAUCAGAAGGAGCCUAGCAAACUACUAAACUCAUGUCUUGAGAACCUUGCUUCCAAUCCGGAAAUGCCUGCUAAGUGUCUGACUUCUAAUCUACUGCAGUGUAGGAAAAGACUGGGUACAUCCAGUACUGGUAGUCAGUCUCAUACCUUCAUAUCCAGUGUGGAGUCAGAGUGCCACAGCAGUCCCAUAUGGGAAAAAGACUGCCAGGAAAGUACCAAGUCAUCAGGCUGUACAAUGAUGAGCUGGAAUGCAGUUGAAAUGCUACAUGCAAAAUCUACAAAUGCCAUCGAGACAAAAAUGGAGCUUGAGUUAGUGCCUUCUCCCAUUCCUGCCACUGGAAGCAAUCACAUGAAUCUCCCUAGGAAAUGCUUCUCUGGGGAAACCUCUUGGGAAGCAAGGGAACUGGAUAUAAAUAAUGAGAACAUGGCCAUUGACACGAGACAGUCUGGUUUGCAUCAGUCCAAUCAAUGGGCUAUAAAACCUAGUAGUAUGUCUGAAGAACAACUUGGUAAAAGACAUUUUAAAAGAAAUUUCCAAUUGGUCGACUCCAGUCCUUGUCAGGAAAUUAUACACAGUAAAAAGAACUGUAUAGAGUAUAAUGAGCACAAUAAGGAAAGGAUAGGUUGCUAUGCAAAUCAAAAUACAGGCAUGACAACCGAAGUCCAGAACCUUAAGCUAUCACUUUGCAGAAGUCAGCAAAAGGACUAUGCUAAUAAGGAGAACAUUGUCACCUAUUUAACUGAUAAACAAACCCCAGAAGAACUGCAUAUACCAAUGAUAGCAAAAAACCUUAUGUCUGAACUAGAUGAAGAUUGUGAGAUGACUAGUAAAAAGGACUGCCUAAAUUCUAAUUUUGUAUAUUCUGAUGAUGAUAGAGCUUCUAAAACUGUCUGUGUGGAUUCAGAUUCAUCUUUUCCUGGAAUUUCUAUGAUGGAAAGUUCACUGGAAAUUCAGAACUUAGAACCAGAUAAAAGUGUCAAAGAAGACUCAUUUGAAGAAUCAAAUAAUGAAGAUGUACUUGUGUUACCAAAGUGCCAAGAAAAUUCCUUGCCAAAAGAUGAUUGGCAUUCUUCUAUCCAAGACAGUAGCCAAAUGUUAGCUCCUUCAAAGGUGUUGAAAACAUUAGCCUCUAAAACAAAUGUUGUAGCUUUUCGAAGUUUUAACAGUCAUAUUAAUGCAUCCAUUAACUCAGAACCAUCCAAGAUGAGCAUAACUUCUUUAGAUGCUAUGGACAUUUCCUGUGAUUACAGUGGCUCAUAUCCCAUGGCUUUGACCCCUACUCAGAAAGGAAGGUCCUUUAUGUCACAGCAGACACCAAAUCAGGUCAAGUUGGGAACAUCAUACAGAACUCCAAAGAGUGUGAGAAGAGGGGCAGGACCAGUGGAUGAUGGACGAAUUCUAGGAACUCCAGAUUACCUGGCACCUGAGCUCUUACUGGGUACAGCCCAUGGUCCUGCAGUAGACUGGUGGGCACUUGGAGUUUGCUUGUUUGAAUUUCUAACAGGAAUUCCCCCAUUCAAUGAUGAAACUCCACAACAAGUAUUCCAGAAUAUUUUAAAAAGAGAUAUCCCUUGGCCAGAAAGUGAAGAAAAGUUAUCUGAUAAUGCUCAAAGUGCAAUAGACAUACUUUUAACCAUUGAUGAUACAAAGAGAGCUGGAAUGAAAGAACUGAAGCAUCAUCCUCUCUUCAGUGAAGUGGACUGGGAAAAUCUGCAGCAUCAGACUAUGCCUUUCGUACCCCAACCAGACGAUGAAACAGAUACAUCCUAUUUUGAAGCCAGGAAUAAUGCUCAGCAUCUGACUAUAUCUGGGUUUAGUCUAUAGUACAUGUUGCUUUUGUUCCUUAAUACUAGACUGGUCUACAUGUCAUUAUUUUACCUAGGGUAAUGAGCUUUUAAUUACUGAAUACAACAGCUUUCACAGAGUUAAAAUACUGUGAGAAAUAUAAUCAGUAAUCUUUACCUUAGAACUGUAUGUAAAUCAUCACACCUUUUUUCAUCUUACCUUAUUUACUGCACUUUAUGAAGACCAAUGUAUCAAUAAACUAAAACGACACUACCACUCUAAAUAGAGGGCAUGAGUCAUAAGCCAGAAUCUGCUGAUUUCGUGUUUCUGUUCACUUUGGUGUUAACAUCAAAAAAGAACCAUUUCAUCUGAAUUUAAUUUAUUUGCACAUGAUUACAUGCAAAACUGUUCUCAUAGCUGUCAUUAAAGACAAACCAUGAAAAGACAAGACAUGAAAAAAGAUUUAUCAAAAUCAUUUGAGCCAGACGUGAUAGUGCAAACCUGGAGUCCCCAUAAUCAGGAGCAGGUGCAAGACAGGAAAAUGGGGGCUGGAGAGAUGGCUCAGUGGUUAAGAGUGCUGCCUGCUCUUCCAAAGGACCCGGAUUCAAUUCCCAGCACCCACAUGGCAGCUCACAACUGUCUGUAAUCCUAAGGGGUCUGACACCUUCACACUAAUGCACAUAAAAUAAAGUUAAAUAAAUAAAAAUAUUAAAAAAAAAAAAAAGACAGGAAAAUGAUUGCAAUUUUAAGACUAAGGCCAGCCAGGUCUCCUGAGCUGGUGGCCAGCCAGAACUACUUAGCAGAACCCUGCCUUGUAAAACUUGGAAACUUCUACGACUCAGCAAUAUGACUUUGCAGAGUUUGGACUAGACAAAAGAACUAAAGUUUAUACUUAUCUUACUAAUGAUACAGUUUCAAUGUUUUGAAACUUUUGGUUGUCUUUCUACAACUCUUCUUUGUUUAAAGGAGUACUGGAAAGGUUGGGUAUGAUGCUCUAAGAGAUUUUAAUAGUUUGUUCAGUUUUAAUAGAAAAAUAUUAUACUUUACAUUAUAUCGUUUCUAACAUCAUCGGAGACAAAGAGGAAUAACUACUUCUGCUUGGUAAAUAUAACUGUAACCAAUGAUUUUGAGCAUCAUUCUUUUCCAAGAAUAUGUACUAAGAAUCAGUUCACAAGUCUUAUCUUAAACUAAUUGAGGCUUUCAGCAUUUCUCUAGAAGAGCAAAGUUGAUUUAAAUGUGUCCUAAGUAAGGUUCUUGCACAUUGACUUUAGUGUUUUUAUGUUCCAUCACACUUAGUCACAGCCCAGAUAUAAUGUAGUUUGCAAAGAAGAGAGAAGCAGAAAUCUGUUACACCAACAUGCGCAGCAUAACUGGUGCUGGGGAUUGAAUCCUAACUGCACUUACUUUAGUAAUGACUACUUAGUGGUCUGGUCUCCUUUUAUAUAUAAAAAUAUUCAAAAUAUAGUUACAACAACUUCAUCUAAUAUGAGUCACUUUCAGGUGACAGCAUAAUUCUACAAUCUAUUUACAAUCUAUCUGUAUCACCCUUUUAUAGUGUUUUCAAGUAGUAGAAAGAAAAAAAGCCUUUGGAAUCAAAAAAUGGUUAACGGUUGCAAUGAUAUGGACAGGAUAAAAUUGAGUACUAAUAUAUUGGAGAAUGAUGUAAUUACUUUGGAGACUGAAGAUAACAAAUGCUUACUCAUAUGCAAAGGACCCUGUGUCCAAUCCCCAGUCACACACACAAAUAGUAACUACUUUGUAGAAUUAGAAUAAGCAGAGCCAAAUUUAGAAACAAGCUAGAAGUCAGAGGAGUCCUGGCCUCUGGCAGUUCUGGGUCCCAGCUAUUAGGAUUGUAAUGAGUCUGUAGAAGUAAGCCCCUAGUUGCUUCUUAAAUCAACUCAUUGGACAACUGAUUACAGUAAAAUUAAAUUUUGCUGUGGAUUACUGAGGGGUCCUGGCCUUCCUGGGGCUAAAUGAAUAUAGCACUGAAGUAGACAGAAAAGCAUGUAAAUGGAUGGCUGAAUAAAAAGGGAUGCAUUUAUACAAAGAAAACACUGUGCUAGAAAUGAAUUUACAAAGAGAAGGGCGGGAAGAUAUCAAGUUCUCUUCAUAGAUGAAUGACGUUUUCUACUUUUUUGGUUCUUUUGUAAGCUGGCCUAUUUUCAUAGUAGUUGGUGGAGUUUUUUUCAUUGACAGAGUAAACCAUAAACACUUUGCACAUUUAUGUUUCCUUUUUCAUUACCUAUCUGUACAGAAUGUGAUUUUUUUUAAUUAUUUCUGCUUUCAAGAUUAUCUAACCUAAGGUUCUAGCACUGUUGUUUCUUUUAACUGUGUGACUAAUUAAAAGAGAAUGGCCCCAUAGGCUCAUGUUUGAAUACUUGGUCCCUGGUUGAUGGAACUGUUGGGAAGAAUUGGGAGGUAUGUCACUGGGAGUGAACAUUGAGGUUUCAAAGACUCAAGUCACUCCCAGCGUGCUCUCCACCCUUGCUUGUAGUUAAGAUGUGAGUACUCAGAUACUGUUUCAAAAUUCCUCUGCCUGCUACCUCUGUUCCACCAUCAUCAACUCUGCCCCUCUGAAACCAUAAGAUCCAAAUAAAGUCUUUUUCAAAUCAGGGUUUCUUUGUGUAACCCUGGUUGUCUUGGAACUCUCUCUGUAGACCAGGCUGGCCUCAAAUUCACAGACACCCACCUGCCUCUGCCUCCUGAGUGCUGGGAUUAAUGGCCUGCACUACCACUGCCCAACAAGACUUUUUUUUUUUUUUUAUGCGCUGGUUUUUUGCCCAGAUGUAUAUCUGGGUGAGAGUGUCAGAACUCCUGGAACUGUAGUUGCAGACAGUUUUGAGUUGCCAUGUUGGUGCUGGGAAUUGAACCCAGGUCCUCUGGAGGAACAGCCAGUACUCUCAACCACUGAGCAAUCUCAAUAACCCCAACUUCUUUUUUUAAUAAGUUGCCAUGGUCAUGUUACCUUAAUCAUAGCAACAGAAAAGUAACUAAUAUAGAUUAUUUACAUGAAUGAGGUAAAGCAAAAAUUAGGGCCAGCAAGUGGUUCAGCAAGUAAAGGCAUUUGCCACUAAUCCUGAGCACCUGAGUUCAGUCUCCAGGAACCACACAGUAGGAGGAGAGGACUGUGAAUGUUUUUUGACAUCCAUACAUGUGCUGUGACAUGAGCACAUGCACUCCCAAAAAUAUGCAAACCAGAAACAUGACUGCACUGGACUUAUUUUUUGUCUUAGGGUUUUGAUGGCCAUGAUGAAAACACCAUGAAAAAAGAGAGUUGUGGAGGAAAGGGCUCAUUCAGUUUAUGUUCCACAACCCUGUUCAUCAUCAAAGGGAGUCAUCAUAGAAGCUCAAACAGGGUAGGAACCUGGAGCCAGGAACUGAUGCAGAACUUAGGGAGGGGUGCUCCUUACUGGCUUGCUCAGCUUGCUUCCUUAUAGAAGCCAGGACCACCAGCCCAGGGAUGGCACCACCCACAAUGGGCUGGGCCUUCCCCCCCUUUAGUUAACUAAUUAAGAAAAUGCCCUACAACCAGAUCUUAUGGAGGCAUUUUCUCAAUUAAGCUUCCCUCCUUUCAGAUAACUCUAGCCUGGGUCAAGUUUGAGAUAAAACAAGACAGCACAGCCCUGGAGUAGAAAAUUAUAGUUUGUUAUCACAGACAUAUGCAGCUACUGUCACCUAAUAGUCUGCCACCAGAUAAGGCGCUAUUGUGAUGGUAUUUACUGGAAAUAAAUGAUUUAUCUAAAUUUAUACAGGUCCAAAAACUACAUUCAGAUGCUUAUAAAAGAAAAACCAAAACAAUGAGAUAAAUGGUCUUGAUUGUUCCCCACAGAAAUAUACCUUCUGAAGAAACAGAAUGUCACCCCAAAUAUGCCUGUUUGGUGUAAACAUUGUUUAGGCUGAAGUCAAUGUGAAAUAGUGAAUACUAGGAAAUCAUCUGUCUGUAUGUGGGUAGGUAUAAAUGCCCCUUCACUGGAGACCUCUGUAGUGAGGCCAGAGAUAGCACCAGAGGAAUCUAAGCAAACCUUACUCUGUACCUUUACUUUUCCAGCUUAACAUCUGUGAAACUUAAAAUGGCAAGAGGAUUGCUGCAAGGCCGAGGCCAGCAUGAGCUAGAUAGUACAACCCUAUCUUGUUUUUUAAAAACUAAUUUUAAAAACAUAAUUAACAUUCCUUAAUUGUGUAUAUUAUUAACAUCCUCAAUCAGAUGACAAAUAGUUAAAUUGCAUUCAUUUCUGAAAUGUUUAUCAAAUUACUUAUACUACUGUGGUUUUGUUUAGUCUCAUGAACUUCUCUUUUUGCAUGGUACUGGAAUUGUACCUUUGUACCCCAGAUGCUUGGCAUGUAUAAGAGUUUUAUUUCCUGCCUGCCAUUCAGGAUUACUAUAUAUGAACUACUAUUAUGUUUCAUUUUAGCUUUGUACACAAUCAAUACAGUUAACAAAGUAAUAAAAACCAUUUCAUUUCUCAUUAACCUUUUAUUUUUAACUUAGUUUUACAAUAAACAGAAAGGCAGAUCAUUAAAAAAAUACCGUGGCUGUCAUUUUUAAAAUGAGGUUCAUGUUUUAAAGCAUUACCACUAUAUCCUAUAAUUACAUAUUUUAUAUACAAGAACUGUGUGCAAAGUGCUUUUCAAACUAUAAAGUAAUUCUUGUAUAAGAUACAAAUGGUUGCCCUUAGGAGUUAGUUACUCUUGACUACUUGCAAUGAAUCGCAACUGGUUACAUCCUUGAUUUGCGUUUUAUCUAUAUAAAAAAAAAGCCAUCAUUUAAUGAUAGCAACUUGUUUUCUAAUUUUAAAAAAAUCCUUCUAAAAAGUAGAAGAAAGAUUUGGGGGUUUUUAGUCUUAAGCAAAUGCCAGUAGAUCAUUUUAGACAGAUCAACCAAGUUGUGAUAUACAAUUUAAAAACUAAUUUACAGGGUUUUUUUUGUUUUUUUUUUUUUUUGGUAAA